This is a messenger RNA of Entamoeba invadens IP1, 825 nucleotides long. RefSeq names its product 1-O-acylceramide synthase precursor, putative. Gene Ontology annotation, biological process: lipid metabolic process. Lineage: Eukaryota; Evosea; Mastigamoebida; Endamoebidae. The transcript has a single exon. The coding region runs from base 1 to 825 and encodes 274 amino acids. The record is from RefSeq and is a predicted model, not a curated record.
AUGAAGUACUUUUAUGAUGUAAUCCAACAGUUGAAAACUGUUGGAUACGAAGAAAACAAAGACAUCUUUGGACUUGGGUACGAUUUUCGAAAAGGUGAAUUACAAGUCAACAACUUUGCUGAAAUGUCACGAGACGCCAUUUUGAAAUCUUAUAACAGUAGCCAAAAGAAAGUAAUUAUUAUUACUCACAGUUUUGGAGGUAAUAUGAUAUUCAAUUUAAUGAAGUAUUUUGGCGAUGAAUUUUGUAAGAAAUAUAUCGGGAAGGUAAUAACUGUAAGUGCUCCAUUAACAGGAGCACCACUAGCUUUAAGGGCUUUAAUAACUGGUCUUUCAGAGGUUGUUCAAUUUCCGGAGAAAUACCUUGGAUCAAUAGAAAGGGCAAUGCUCAGUGUAUUCAAGUUGACCCCAAACAAAAAUUGGUUAGAUUCUGUUGUGUUUUACAAUAACAGUCUCUACAAGCCAACAGAUAUGAUAGAAGUAUUAAACAAAGUUGAAGAGUUGAAAGAAUAUGGUACAUAUGUUUAUCAAAAAGAAAUAAUAGAAAAAGAAGAACCAACUAAAAUGCCAGGAGAAGUCUACUGGACGUGUAUUUAUGGUUCAAAAAAGAAGACUGAAGUAUUUUACAAUUACACUUCAAAUUUGAAAAAGGAUCCUAUAAUCACUUAUGGUCCGGGUGAUGGCAUUGUCCCACUUCAAUCACUCAACUUUUGCAGACAAAUGCAGGCCUCAAAGGAGUAUGAUUUAGGGGACUAUGAACAUACGGGUAUAUUAAAAUCCACAGCUUUCAAAGACUUGUUAUUAAAAGAAAUUAUAAUAGACAAUUGA